Messenger RNA from Cyphellophora attinorum, 1719 nucleotides. RefSeq names its product Sulfite oxidase, mitochondrial. Bases 1 to 1719 code for a protein of 572 amino acids. Lineage: Eukaryota; Fungi; Ascomycota; Eurotiomycetes; Chaetothyriales; Cyphellophoraceae. The record is from RefSeq and is a predicted model, not a curated record. Gene Ontology annotation, cellular component: mitochondrion. The transcript is spliced from 5 exons. Gene Ontology annotation, molecular function: oxidoreductase activity; molybdenum ion binding.
AUGCCUCCAGAGAGGCCGUCAGGGUACACACACAUCUCCGACCCUUGCGUCCAACCUGGUGAUGAAUGGAUGUUGGAGCAGGGUAUGGCUGCCGCAACACUGCCUUUACUCGAUCAGUCCACAUCAGAGCUGUCUGAAGGUGAAGAGAGCGAUGUGACCGAAAUGACGGAGCCUGAGAAGAAGUUCGAGUUCAAGGAUGAUCCAAAUGUUGUAUUUGCGGAGGAGAAGGAGGGCUGGAAGGGAUACAUCGAAUGGGAGAACUACCCGGAGAAGAAAGAGAUCGCGCACAAGAUCUUGGAAUCUCAAGAGUUCCCUCCACCACCGGAGUUUCAGCUGGCGGCUAUUCCGAACACCAACCCCGUACUCGAAGGCAUUCGUUGGAAACUGUGGCAUCGCGCCAUCGGCGGCCCCCUCCAAAACGUCCCCGAAGAGUCCUGGGCGGACGUCAAGGCCGAGAAGCACGCCGACAUGCUCCAUCUCCUCGAAUUUCCGUACAAUGGCGAGCCACCCAAACGACUUGUCGCUGCCAAGCCAAUCACGCCCAAUCCACUGCACUUCGUGCGCAACCACGGCGGCAUCCCCCAUAUCGACCCCAAAAAGUGGACGCUAGAGCUUGGUGGACUGGUCAAGACUCCCAAAGUGCUCACGCUCGCAGACCUGCAAAAUGAAGAACUCUUCCCGCGAAUGGAACGCCUCGUCACCAUUCAGUGCUCCGGCACACGACGUAUCGAGCAAAUCGUAAGCUACGCGGGCGAGGGUGACGAGAUGAUCAACGCACCGUGGGCAGAAGGUGCCAUCGGCACGGCAAGAUACGUUGGAGUCAGCCUCAAGAAGGUCAUUAAGCACUGCGGCGGCCUUGUUGAUGACGGCAAACACCUCGAGCUGAUCGGUGCGGAGACGUACUUCAAGCAGAACCAGGUGAUGAAUUACGCGGUCAGCGUUCCCUGGAGCAAGGUCAAGAUCAACGAGGUGAUGCUGGCAUGGCAGAUGAAUGGCGAACCUCUGCCGAGGAUUCACGGAUUUCCUGUGCGGGCAGUCGUGAUGGGGUACAUUGGGGCAAGAAGCGUCAAGUGGCUGUACCGAAUCAAUGCGCUGAAGACUCCGACAAGCGCCCCGGUGCAGAGUCGCGAGUACUUGUACUUUAAUCAGCAAGUGGGAAAGCACAACCAGCGGUGGACGGAUGGAAUCCAGAUCCAGGAAAUGCCGGUGAGUAGUGCGAUCGUGAGCCCGAUCAACAAACAGGUGGUGGUACAUUCGGGGCAUAUCAAGGUGAAUGGAUGGGCGUAUAGUGGUGGAGGCCAUUGGCCGGAGAGGGUGGAGGUGAGUCGCGAUGGUGGAUACAAUUGGUACGAAGUACCUCAAGAGAAUCUGAGUGAGAAGCACAAGUUUGCGUGGCGGACUUGGUGGAUCAGCUUGCCGGUGGAUGCGGAGGGUUGGCUUGAGUUGGUGGUGCGCUGUUGGGACAACAGUCUGAACACGCAGCCGACCGAAGUGAGGAAUACAUGGAAUUGGGGCUUGCAUGUUACGAGCAGUUGUCAUCGAGUCAAGAUCUACAGUGUGAACAAGUCCAGAGAGCAGACCCGCAAGCGGCUCAAAGAGUUCGAGAAGAGAGGUCAGAACUUCACGCCGUUGACUAGACCGACCGAAUUCCCGUACCAGACGUGGGACAGCUACGAAGAGCAUUUCAAGAAGUUUGGGCCGAGGGAUGUCGAUGAAUGA